GCUGAGGCUCGAUCCCCCUCUACUAGCGACAGUGUCCGCAGCAGUUGUUCUCCCGCAGAGAUUGCUUUAGACGAAAAGCAACAUAUCCAGCGGCAUGACUCAGAUCAUUCACUCACCCAAUUAUCGAUGGUAGUGAGCGACAAUGAAAGGCCUGGUGCUCUGCCGUUCGACGUGGAAUUAUCCGAGACAGACAGUGGGAAUUUACCACAAAAUUGGAUGCUUGUACCCCCCACGGAAAGCCUUCAUGGGCUAUCGCUACAGAUAGAUCUCCCUCCUUCGCCGGCGAAUCACAAACGAAGCAGACCUCUCUUCCAAUUUCUAAUAUCCAGAUUUAUUCCCCAACUUAUUCGCCCUACGGCAGAUGGCCAGAUGCGUGAUGAAUUGAAUCGCCGGUCACUAGCGUUAGCCUUUGAACAUCCAUUCUGCAUGCAUGCUUUGCUUGCCUGCUGUGGUGCAGAGAUCCCCAGCAAUGACCCCGAAUAUCACGAACUCGCUCGAUAUCAUUAUACUCACGCAGUCACUGGGCUUCGAAAGAUUCUGGAUGAUGGUGCUCUAAAAGACCAGUGGGUUGUGACCAUGCUGGGUAUCAUGAUGUUAUGUAUCUACGAACGUACCAAGCAGAAACCAUCACCAGGAGUCGCUAUACACAUUGCAGGGGCUGCCCAAUUGAUGCGACUGCAUUCUCAGACAAAUGAAGAUAGCGUGGAAUAUUCUGGAGUAGGCCAAGUCAUGUAUCGACUCGUCCAUGAAUCGUUCAUCUUUCAUGUCACGACUAGUCUUCCCUUUCAAGGCGAGCUUAGACCUGAUGACCACGCUCUCUCGACCACUAGUGCAUACCAGUAUGAGAUUGAGUCAGCGCUUUCAAUGGCGGAAGAAGCUCUCAGUGACCAUUUUCACGAGGAUAUCUUUUCUCAACCAACUUCCCCAGUGCUUGGUUUUCCGCCGCAGCUAUUUCGAUGCAUAUACACCGUAUACCGAUUGUACCAAUCUUCAAACUUCGACCAAGUCAGCAUGCAGUUGUGUCAGCGACUGGAGAAUGACCUGUGUCGAUGGGACAAACGCCUCGAAGCAUCAUCGGCGGAACUUUCAAGUCCUGAUUCGAGCGCGCAGCCGAGUAACGAAGAACUCAACUCCACAAGUACACGCCCUUCAACUCAAGCCCUACACGAGUCGACCUUGAUUGGGCCCAAGUUGUAUAUCCUCGGCUGUCGAAUCUUACUCCGAAGAAUGAAAGGCCUGGAUCUUGUAUCCGUGGAGAUGGGUGUUGAAGACUUGACUCAUCAAGGGAUGAGCAUGAUACAGCGUCUUCAGCCUAAAAAGGAUUACUAUGCUGAUUACUAUUGUUGGCCUUUCCUGGCGAUUGGGAUGAAUCUGCGCUCUUCCACUGACCGGGAGAUGCUUUUAGCCAAAGCGUUGGCAUUUUGCAAAGCCACUAACAAUCCGACGAUGAGACGGCUGAUUGACAUGCUUCCUGUUUACUGGCAGUCGGGUGAUUAG
Messenger RNA from Penicillium subrubescens, 1497 nucleotides. Its product is annotated as C6 finger domain protein. NCBI's taxonomy places the organism in Eukaryota, Fungi, Ascomycota, Eurotiomycetes, Eurotiales, Aspergillaceae. Gene Ontology annotation, biological process: positive regulation of transcription by RNA polymerase II. Gene Ontology annotation, cellular component: nucleus. Gene Ontology annotation, molecular function: transcription cis-regulatory region binding; DNA-binding transcription factor activity. The record is from RefSeq and is a predicted model, not a curated record. The transcript has 2 exons. The coding region runs from base 127 to 1497 and encodes 456 amino acids.